GCGGGGCUCUGGCUCCACUCGCCCCCAGGCAUUGGUGUGCGGCCCGGAGGCUCGCCAGAGCCGCUUCCCGGGAUUCUUGAGGGAGCUUGUCCUGGGGCGCAGAUGGAGGGAGCCACGGUUCGGCUGCUACGCGGCUGCGCGCUGCUAAGAAGAAACUUCCCAAUUUGCCUGUCUUCCUGGAAAAAUCCUCCUCAUGUUCUAAAAUCUUCCCAGUCAGAAGCUGGACUCAAAACAACAAAUAAGGCACAACCCUAUGCCCCUCUGCAAACAUUUACAGAUGAGGAGAUGAUGAUAAAGAGCGCAGUUAAAAAAUUUGCCCAGGAACAGAUUGCUCCUUUGGUUUCAAAAAUGGAUGAAAAUUCAAAAAUGGAAAAAUCAGUAAUACGAGGAUUAUUUCAACAAGGGUUGAUGGGUGUUGAAAUUGACACCAAAUAUGGAGGAACAGGAGCUUCAUUUUUUUCCUCUAUCCUAGUGAUAGAGGAAUUAGCCAAAGUUGAUGCGUCUGUGGCUCUGGUAUGUGACAUCCAGAACACGAUAAUUAACAGGCUAAUUGGAAAAUACGGAACAGAAGAACAGAAGGCUAUCUAUUUGCCCAAGCUAGCUACAGAACAAAUGGGAAGUUUCUGCCUUUCAGAGGCUGGAGCAGGUAGCGAUUCAUUUGCUUUGAAGACCAAAGCUGAUAAAAAGGGAAAUUAUUAUGUCAUCAACGGGUCAAAGAUGUGGAUUAGCAAUGCCAAGGAUGCCGGGCUCUUCGUGGUGAUGGCAAAUGUAGACCUUACUCUUGGGUAUAAAGGAAUUACCUGCUUCUUGGUAGAUCGUGAUACUGAGGGCCUUCAUAUAGGGAAACCAGAGAAUAAAAUGGGAAUCAGAGCUUCUUCUACCUGCCCAUUAACGUUUGAAAAUGUCAAGGUUCCAGAAGCCAAUAUCCUGGGACAAAUUGGACAUGGCUAUAAGUACGCCAUCGGGGGUCUUAAUGAAAGUAGAAUAGGAAUUGCUGCACAGAUGCUGGGACUGGCUCAAGGAUGUUUUGACCACACUAUUCCAUAUAUUAAAGAAAGGGAACAAUUUGGCAAAAGAAUAUUUGAUUUUCAGGGGCUCCAGCACCAAGUGGCUCACAUGGCCACCCAGCUAGAAGCUGCAAGAUUACUCACAUACAACGCUGCAAGGCUUUUAGAAGCUGGAAGGCCAUUCAUUAAAGAAUCAUCUAUGGCCAAGUACUAUGCAUCAGAGAUUGCGGGCCUAAUAACUGGCAAAUGUAUCGACUGGAUGGGAGGAGUAGGCUACACCAAAAAUUACCCCGUGGAAAAAUACUUCCGAGAUGCGAAGAUUGGUACGAUAUAUGAAGGAACUUCAAAUAUGCAGCUGAACACCAUUGCAAAGCGCAUAGAUUCAGAAUACUGACAGCCACGGGAGUAGGACCCCUCCCUGGUGUCACUGGUGUAAAAUUUUAAACUAUUGUGCCUUGUUGGGGGCUGCAUUGAACGAUUUUAUUUAGGCCCUUCACCUUGGAUCUGGAGGUAGACCUUUCCUGUCUCCUCUUUCCAAUCUGCUUAACUUAGGUGCAGAAAAUCAUUUUUAAAUUUUGGGAAGAAAUACAUCCAUAUUUUCUCCAAAACUAUUUUUAAAACUCUAUGUGCAUUAUCAUUUUAGCUUCAGGGUAUAUAGAAUUUCACUGUAUUGGAAUUUGGAAAAAUAAAGACAAUAUAAGUAUUUCUUGCAGACAUGGGUAUUUUAUAUCCCUGUCAUUGUGCAUCAGUCAGAGAGACGUUUGUGAUAGUUGGCAAUUCUAUAGAAGAAAUAGAUUCGAUUCUAAGUUGCUAAACUAGGUAGCAACUGAUAAAAAUUUAUUUAGAAAAAUCUAAAAGUUUUAGUUCUGAAUAUCUGAAAAUGAGUGGAAAAUGGAGGGUAUAACUCUGUAGUUUAUAUAAUCAAAGAAAGCAUUUCAACAAAGGAAAGCAAUAUAAUUUGCUACUAUAAUUGACCAGUAUGAAAGGUGCAUUUCAUUAUGGUAUGAAAGGUGCAUUUCAUUAUGGUUUCAGUAGAUCUUUUUUUUUUUUUUUUUUUUUUUUUUUGCGGUACGUGGGCCUCUCACUGUUGUGUGGCCUCUCCUGUUGCGGAGCACAGGCUCCGGACGCGCAGGCUCAGCGGCCAUGGCUCACAGGCCCAGCCGCUCCGCGGCAUGUGGGAUCUUCCCGGACCGGGGCACGAACCCGUGUCCCCUGCAUCGGCAGACGGACUCUCAACCACUGCGCCACCAGGGAAGCCCCAGUAGAUCAUUUUAAAAACAAGUCUCUACAUUAGUUUUCAAGUAUGAAAUUUAAAUAAUUUUGUUUAAUAAUUAGAAUAUACUCAAUAUUGUAAUAUCUAUUUUUUUCUGUCUUUAAAUUGAAUACUGUUUUCUCAAACUUAGUUAUUGAGCUUUAUCAUGAAUAGUAAUUCAGAAAUUAUAUUUUAGUUCAGUGAUUCUCAAGAGGAGAUGUCUUGUCCCCAUAAAGAAGUGUAUUAAAAUCUUGUAAGGAAUGAGGGAUAGAAGGGAGCUGUGGAGUUCAAAAAGCAUAUUUGGUAAUAGAAAAAAUGACAUUUCUGGGAAGGCAAAAAUAAAUCUGUUGUUUUACAGUCAAAUUAUGGAAAGGCAAAGCUCAACAUAAUAGACGGCUGGCGAUGCCAUUUCUUCAGUAUCAGGGAUUCUCAAUCAGAGAGACCUUGUAGGGUACAGGUCCUCAGUCCCCUCAGGAGGGAGGAGGACAGUGAAAGGUGAGUGUUUUAUAUUUUCUGGAAGGGGGCAUGGGUUAGAGGUGUUGGAAAAUGUUUCAAGGCUCAUACAGUUGCUUAAAGUAAUCACUGCUGUCAAAAGGGAAGCACUUUAGUACUUUAAUGAAAGGAUAAUGCUUAUUAAGAAAACGUGACAUUUUCAAAGUAAUUUUGCUUUGCGCAUUCAUGUUCAUUGAAUUGGGUUAAUUUCUAUAAUGGAUACCAUAGUUAAAUAUUCAGAAUUGUGUAAAUACGAUUGAGACAGGAAUUACAUUAAAAUAUUAGGAAGAAAUACGGACAAAUUUAGACCUUAGGUCAAAAGAGAGAAAGUCUACUUGAUUUUCAGAUAGGGCUGAUGGAAGCCAGUCAUUCAGUGUUUUAGAACAAAAAGACAGUAAUCUGAUAAGGAAAGUAGGGGUUGGAGGAAAUGCCCUAAAGGGGGGCUUGGACAUCUUUAAUUUCUGUGAUUAUGCGAGAGAGGUGGGCUUUUCAGGUAACGGAAUAGAAGCCAAUGGUUAGUAAAGAGAAUCCUAGCUUCCUCCUGUAGAGUUACAAACACGUGAAACUACAAUAAGCCUCUUUCAGGUUAGUAGCAUGAGAGAGGCUCCCAUGUACAUCUAGACCUUGAAUUUAUAGUUCAUAUUGAUACAGUUCUAAUUGUGUGUAUAUUUUUUGUACAGGUUCACAAAUAACAGUUGAAAAUUAAUUAUGUACUGUAAUUAAUAUCUGUACCUGCCUUCUAUUACUGAAUUGUGUUAUUGUACCGUUUACCAAAGAGGAUGUUGUGGGUUGUCCCCAUAGUUCUUCCAUUAUAGCUUCUCUUAAUAACCAUGACUUUGGGGGUCUUGAGUUUGUGUCUAGUGGAGGACGAGCUUGUUUACCUCCUGAAACCUGUCAUUACUGUUCGUUAAUUUGAGGAUAGGGCUGUCACGGGGCUCAGAAGGAAGAGACUUGAACACAAGCAACAAGUCGUAUUUGUGUGGCAGAGCUGGACUCAACCCAACUGCCAAGGUAGUAUUGUUAGACGUUUCACUUUACAACACAAAAAUGAAUUGGUGUCAAAGAUUUUAGAAUUAUGGAAAGCUAAAUCUAGAAAGAGUUUAGAGAACCAUCCAGCCAACUCUCUCAUUUAAGAGUGAAGGAUUCAUGUAACCCAGAAUACUUGCCCAAGGUCAUCCAUCCAUCCAAGGCCAAAGAUAAGACAAGGAUCCAAAUGUACUAGGUCCCAAUUCAGUGCUCUUCCUACUGUUUACUGCUGUCUCUG
This is a messenger RNA of Orcinus orca (killer whale), 4015 nucleotides long. RefSeq names its product acyl-CoA dehydrogenase short/branched chain (gene ACADSB). The coding region runs from base 103 to 1401 and encodes 432 amino acids. The transcript is spliced from 11 exons. Gene Ontology annotation, cellular component: mitochondrion. The record is from RefSeq and is a predicted model, not a curated record. NCBI's taxonomy places the organism in Eukaryota, Metazoa, Chordata, Mammalia, Artiodactyla, Delphinidae. Gene Ontology annotation, molecular function: acyl-CoA dehydrogenase activity; flavin adenine dinucleotide binding.